Molecule: messenger RNA, 1669 nt
Organism: Magallana angulata
Lineage: Eukaryota; Metazoa; Mollusca; Bivalvia; Ostreida; Ostreidae
Product: coiled-coil domain-containing protein 42 homolog
Exons: 9
Coding region: 125-1063 (312 amino acids)
Source: RefSeq, a predicted model, not a curated record
UUCUUUCACCAUAACAACAAGUGUCAAGCUUUCAAUGGCGGCGAUGUAAACAUAUUUUGAAGAUUAAACAUUUAAAUUUAAAGAAUUCUACGUUCACAGAGAAGGAAAUUGACAAGAUUUCAAAAUGACUGUUAAUUUAGAGGAAUACUUUAGAACAACAUUUGAGGAUAAACUCCUCGUUAAAAUGCCUGAGAGAGAAGAUGACCAUCUCACUCCAGCAACAAGACUUCUUGAAAAAAGAAGAGAAAUGCAGGAAGUGGAGCAAGCACUUGCAGCUCAGAAAGAGGAAUUUCAAAUGAAAAUGGAAAGCUUGCAACAGAGAAGAGAAGAACUUGAAAGAAAGGAGUGUCAGCUAAAGGAAUCUUUAUUAAAGUUUGACCACUUUCUAAAGGAAAAUGAUUCAAAGAAAGCCAGGGCAUUAAAAAAAGCAGAAGAGGAAAGGGAUUCCAAGAAGCAGAAGGAUAAAGAGAUUGAUAAAUUGAAGCAAGAAAGAGCAGAACUUGUUAAGUCAAAGGAAAAACUUCAAGCUAAGUUAGAAAAGUACAAAAUUUAUCACAAAUAUAUGGAAAAAGCUUUGGAGGCUGGAGAGGAGUUCCAUGAAAUGAGGGAUAUAAUUGCCAGGCAUGAUACACUGGUAGCCACUCAUGAGGAUUUAUUGGAAAGGGAAACAAAGAAUCAAGAGAUAAUUGAAAAGCAAAGACAAAACUUAUUGAAAUACAUUGAGGAAAAAGACAACGAAAUUCUUUCAUUUAACAAUGAACUCUCAGGACUUCAAACUAGGUUAGACACUGCUCAGAGUGAGGCUGUGAAGUGGGAGAAUGAAUGGACACGUAUCAAGAAUACGUCUGCUGAGAAAACAUUGGAACUUGGGAGAAUAAAAAUGGCAGCCCAUAAUUUGUACCAGUUAGUCAAGCGUCAUCAAAAGCAGUCUGCAGAUGAGGAGGAAACAUCAGAGCAAUUGAACCAGAUUCAAAUGUUUUUGGAAGAUCUGUCAGACAUUGUUCGGGAAUUAAAGCGAUCAGACACCUACAAUUCAACAUACAUUCCUCCCUCCUCCAGUUAAAGAGUUUCCAUCAUCUUUCACCAAACUAUAUAUCAUCCUUUAAAUCUAUGAACUAUUAUAUAUAUUUCUUUCAGAUAAAAAUGUUUGUGCAGGAUUUAACAACCAUUACCAAUGAAAUCAAGCGAAUGGAAUUGCCUGGAACUUCGAUUGUCCCUCCUUCUUCUAGUUGAUUUGAGUCAUGUUCAGUUCAAUGUUACAUAUUUAUUGUUUUGGAGAUUAAAACAAAAACAAGCAAAAAUAUUUUUAGAAUGGAAACUGGUGCAUUUUCAUUUGGCACCACUUUUAUUAUCUACAAUAUUUGGUCACAGUUUACUUGUUUUGAGUGAAGAUAUAUAAGCAGAUUCAACAAGAUUUAAUUAAUUUCCUCAAAAAACAAAUUUUAGUUGAGGAAUUAGUGUUCCGGCCACCAUGUGUGCAACUGUCUAUCACCUACAUGUAGCUGUGAUACUGUGUGUAUAACUGCCAAUUCUAGGAAUGAGUGGAUAUGGAUGAAGAGUGCAAGAUUUAUUUUCUUUGGUUUGUUAACUGAAUGUUUUUUAUGUUUAUAAUCAGAAAAUAUACAUUUUGUUCACUUUGUUAUACAAUAAAUGAAUUAUAGAUGUAUGA